Molecule: messenger RNA, 1854 nt
Organism: Ophidiomyces ophidiicola
Lineage: Eukaryota; Fungi; Ascomycota; Eurotiomycetes; Onygenales; Onygenaceae
Gene: RTF1
Product: RNA polymerase-associated protein rtf1
Exons: 4
Coding region: 1-1854 (617 amino acids)
Cellular component (GO): Cdc73/Paf1 complex
Molecular function (GO): DNA binding; RNA polymerase II C-terminal domain phosphoserine binding
Source: RefSeq, a predicted model, not a curated record
AUGGCAGACUUAGACGCCGAACUACUCGCCCUAGCCGGAGAUGAUUCAUCAGAUGAGGAAACUUCCAUUCCAGCACAGAUAAAAGGCUCGGCUUCCCCACCACCCCCCUCCAAAGAAAGACAAACUGGUGAUGAAGAGGGUGAAAUGGCAUGCAAAGGAACAGCGAGGCCUGUGAAGCGUAGAAAGAGGGCGAAGGAUGAUGAAGAAGAGGAAGGUGAAUUGUCAUCCUCGUCCACUCGCUCUCGCAAGUCCCUCCACUCGGCCUCCAUGUCUGAAUCCGACAUCCAUGGAUCUCCGCCGCCAGGAGGUAAAAGAGGCCCGAUUUUCCCACAUGAAAAACUCUUUUAUUCUGCCAAAGACAAAGAGGACAUUCUGGCAAUGCCAGAAAUUCAGCGCGAAGAGCUGCUUUCGGAAAGAGCCCAGAUGGUUGAUCGCCACAAUCAAGACGUUGCUCUGAGACGACUUCUCGCUGUGCGCGAGCGGGACGAAGCAAGGGCUGCCGAGAAAAAAAAGCGUAAGGCCAGCGAUGACGGUCAGCGAAAGAGUUCUCGUCAGAAGACCACUCUAGGUGGUCGUAAGGUUGGUGAGGCUUCCGACGCGAUCGAAGCAUACAAACGUCAGCGAGAACAGAAAGGCAAACGCGACGAGCAGCGACGCCGUGAUGCCAGCUCUAAGAAGAAAGAUGAGCGUCCUGCUUCCGCUGAAGGUUCAGAUGUUGAUGCACACGGUGAGAGUGAAGUUGAAUGGGGUGAAGAAUCUGGUCACCUCUCCACGUCAUUUUCUAAGGAUGAUCUUCCCGCUGAACUUCGUGAUUUCGAACGAACGCGAGUUAGCCGCAGCAAUUUUGCCCAAUAUUGUUUCUACCCCAACUUCGAGAGGCUCAUGAUUGGUUGCACUGCGCGCAUUAACGUCGGACCUCACCCUGAAACUGGAGAACUUGUCUACCGUCUCUGCAUUAUUAAGGGUUUCGCAGAUGGCAAGCCAUAUGCAAUCGAAGGCUUAAACGGCAGGAAGUUUGUUACCAGGCAGUACGUGAUACUCGAGCAUGGAAACUCGAAGAAAGAUUUUCCGUUCAUUUUCUGCUCUGACGCUCCAUUUACCGAGUCAGAGUUUAACCGCUUCCGACAAACCAUGAUUGUGGAGGGGUUUAAGAUGCCGACUAAGGUUGCUUUGAAUAAGAAAGUCAAUGAUAUCCAUUACCUUAUCAACUACCAGCUUUCAAAGGACGAGUUGCAAGAGAAACUGAAGCGGCAAGGCACGCACGAUAAUAAAAUGGCUGUUUUCCAACGCAUUCAGCUGCAAAAGCGCCGCCAAGAAGCAGUCGCCUCAGGUAAUGAAGCCGCUAUUGCGGACUGCGAUGCCGAGAUUGCCCGUUUAUGUCCAAAGCUAGCAUUUGGCACAACACUUGUUGAGCCGAAGUCUACUGAGAAGACCCAGCAGGAGCGGCUUGCUGAUCUUAACCGCCGAAAUCAGAAGCUUAACACCGAGAAUGUACGAAAAGCCCAGCUAGAGGAACGACGAGCCGCCCGCAGACAGGAGGCUGCCGUUGCUCGUGGAGAGGCACUUCCUGACCGCUUUGCGCGUGUCAAGACUCGUGCACGAACUCAUUAUGAUACCAGCGGCAACGGACUUGUCCCAAGGAAAGAAAAUCGUGGCGAAGUUAGUGGCACGAUUACACCUCUCACUGCUGGUGGGAAUACCCCAAAUAAAGCCACACCUCCCUGCAUUGUUACUCCCGUGGCUCUCGUCAAGGACACGAAGCCACAAACUGGAAUCCCGAAAAUUCGUUAUGCUCCAAAUGCAGACGAAAUUCUUGCCGCCUCUCUAGAUUUCGAAAUUGAUAUUGAUAUUUAA